Diospyros lotus (date-plum) is the source of this 886-nucleotide messenger RNA. Its product is annotated as probable inactive dual specificity protein phosphatase-like At4g18593. Bases 171 to 593 code for a protein of 140 amino acids. Gene Ontology annotation, molecular function: protein tyrosine/serine/threonine phosphatase activity. The transcript has 3 exons. The record is from RefSeq and is a predicted model, not a curated record. Gene Ontology annotation, biological process: protein dephosphorylation. NCBI's taxonomy places the organism in Eukaryota, Viridiplantae, Streptophyta, Magnoliopsida, Ericales, Ebenaceae.
AUUUUGUCCCAGAAUUUCUCAGUUUGAUUGUCUCUAUCUAUUAGCCCUAGCCGCUUAUUUUGGGCGUUCUAGCUUUGGCGAUACUGAAAGAAUUUUGCUUUAGUUGAUUUGUUGGCGUUACGGGGAGCUUGGGUACAGAACUCACUGACGGGUUAUUUGUGUGUGAGAACAUGGGAUCAGAGGGUAAAAGUAGUGAACCGCAAAUGGUAGCACCUAAUAAUUCUGAUUCGGGAUCUGUGCUGAAACCUCAAGUAAUAUAUCGCUGUAAGAAAUGUCGAAGAAUUGUCGCUUCACAAGAGCUCAUAGUCCCUCAUGAGUGUGGUGCCGGUCAAAAAUGCUUUAAAUGGAGAAAGAGAAAAAAUAAUUCCUUGGAAACAGGGAAUGAGCCUCUCCAAUGCUCAUCCAUAUUUGUGGAGCCCAUGAAGUGGAUGGAUGUAGUUCAAGAAGGUUGUGUGGGAGACAAGCUGCAGUGCAUUGGCUGCAAAGCGCGCUUGGGCUCCUUCAACUGGGCGGGUAUGCAGUGCAACUGUGGAGCUUGGGUUAAUCCUGCAUUUCAACUUCACAAAAAUCGACUGGACGAGUGCCAUAUUUGAGUGCACCCAAUUUUUGUCUAACGAAACGGUUGCAAGAAGAUGUAGUAAUUAUGCGACAUCAGCUGUAAAGUUUCGCCUUCUCUUAUUUCUAAGUAGCAUAACUUGGAUGAAUGAUUAAACUCCUGUCAAAAUGCAGUAGUUUUGGGAAUUAUGUUUGUGCUGGUGGCAGUGGAUUUAUCAUGUACAAGUUGAAUCCACAAUGCUCUGGUUCAAAGUUGUUUUUAACCUUGUAGCAACCAUGUUCUAAGCAUGAGAAACAUUCAUUUAUACUGAAGAUGCUGCAUGUUUGCAGA